This is a messenger RNA of Nerophis lumbriciformis (worm pipefish), 7725 nucleotides long. NCBI's taxonomy places the organism in Eukaryota, Metazoa, Chordata, Actinopteri, Syngnathiformes, Syngnathidae. The record is from RefSeq and is a predicted model, not a curated record.
AUGCCCACCACGGAGAAGGACCUGGCGGCGGACGCGCCGUGGAAGAAAAUCCAGCAGAACACCUUCACGCGCUGGAUCAACGAGCACCUCAAGUGCGUCAAUAAGCGGAUCGUGGACCUGCAGCUGGACCUGGGCGACGGCCUGCGGCUCAUCGCCCUUCUGGAGGUCCUCAGCCACCAGAAGAUGCACCGCCGUUUCCACCCCAGGCCCAACUUCAGGCAGAUGAAGUUGGAGAACGUCUCGGUGGCGUUGGAGUUCCUGGACAACGAGAACAUUAGGCUCGUUUCCAUCGAUUCCAAAGCCAUCGUGGACGGGAACCUGAAGCUGAUCCUGGGUCUGGUCUGGACCCUCAUCUUGCACUACUCCAUAUCCAUGCCCAUGUUGGAGGGUGGCGACGAAGAGACCGAGUCCAAGACACCCAAGCAGCGUCUGCUGGGCUGGAUCCAGAACAAGGUCCCCGACAUGCCCAUCACCAACUUCAGCCAAGACUGGAGGACCGGGAAAGCGCUGGGGGCGCUCGUUGACGGAUGUGCGCCAGGCCUGUGUCCCGACUGGGAGACGUGGGAUCCAGUGAAGCCGGUGGAGAACGCCACAGAAGCCAUGCAAUUGGCCGACGAUUGGCUGGGCAUCCCUCAGGUGAUCACCCCAGAGGAAAUCAUCGACCCUCAGGUGGACGAAAUGUCGGUGAUGACGUACUUAUCUCAGUUCCCGAAAGCCAAACUCAAGCCCGGAGCGCCACUCAAGCCCAAACUCAACCCCAAGAAGGCCCGAGCCUACGGACCCGGUAUCGAACCGACGGGCAACCGGGUGCGCCGUCCCGCCAACUUCACGGUAGACACGUUCAGCGCCGGCCAGGGUCAGGUGACCGUCUAUCUAGACCAACCGGACGGCACUAGACAAGAGCUGAAGGUCGAGCCCAACGACGCGAAAAAGACGUACGCCGUCUCGUACGUGCCUCAAGUAGUGGGAACCCACAAGGUGACGGUGUUGUUUGCGGGCCAGCCCAUCCCGAAGAGUCCCUUCGAGGUGGGCGUGGACAAAGCGGUGGCCGACGCCUCCAAGGUGACGGUCAAAGGGCCGGGAAUCGAACCCGUGGGCGUGGUCGCUAACAAGCCCGCCUACUUUGACAUCUACACAGCAGGAGCCGGAAACGGAGACGUGACGGUGGUGAUCAGAGACCCGCAGGGCCGAGACAACUGCGUGGAGGCCAUGAUGGAGGACAAGGGCGACGGCGUCUUCCGAUGCACUUACAGGCCCACGCAGGCUGGGCCACACUCGCUCGUCGUCACCUUCGGGGGCGCUGCUGUACCCAAGAGCCCCUUCGCCGUAGAGGUGGCGCAAGCGUGCUUGCCAGGUGCGUGCAGAGUAGCGGGUCGAGGUCUGCAGGCGACGGGUAUGAGGGUGCAACAAGUGGGCGACUUCAAGGUGGACACCAGAAACGCCGGCACCGGAGAACUGAAGGUUGUCGUCAAAGACCCCAAGGGUAAUGAGGCCAGCGUGAAGCAGGUUUCCAGUCAGGACAAAGUGCACGCGUUCGAGUAUUAUCCACUCAGCCCUGGCAAAUACACUAUCUCCAUCACCUGGGCCGGGCAGCAUAUCCCCAAGAGUCCUUUUGAAGUGGUCGUGGGUCCGGAGCCGGAACCUCAGCAGAUCCGGGCGUGGGGUCCCGGGCUGGAAGGGGGCAUCGUGGCUAAACCUGCCGUCUUUGUAGUGGAGUCUGUGGGCAGCGACGUCGGAGUCCUCGGCUUUGCCAUCGAGGGUCCGUCCCAGGCCAAGAUCGAGUGCGAGGACCAGAACGACGGCUCCUGCGACGUCCGCUACUGGCCCACCGAACCCGGAGAGUACGCCGUCCACGUCACCUGCGACGACGACGACAUCGAGCACAGCCCCUUCAUGGCCUACAUCCAGCCGGACCGACACAGCAACCACCCAGACAAGGUUCAAGCAUUCGGGCCCGGGCUGGAGAUGAACGGCUGUCUGGUCAACCAGCCUACAGAGUUCACUGUCAAUGCUAAGGAUGCUGGGAACGGACCACUCAGGAUCAUGGCGCAGGACGCUGAGGGUCUCCCCAUGGACGUGAAGGUGCGCAGCAAAGGCGAGGGGCAGUACUUGUGCUCCUACACGCCCACCUCGGCUCAAAAGCACACCCUGGCCGUGGCCUGGGGAGGAGUCAACAUCCCCGGGAGCCCUUACAGGGUAAACAUUGGUAAAGGCAGCCAUCCGAACCAAGUUGUAGUUUCCGGUCCAGGAGUGGAGAAGACUGGACCCAAAGCUCACGAGCCCACGCAUUUCACCAUCGACUGUUCCGGAGCAGGAGAUGGCGACGUUAGCGUGGGCAUCAAGUGUCACGGCACCUUGGUGGGAGACCGCGAAGCCGACGUGGAUUUUGACAUCAUCCCCAACGCCAACGACACCUUUACUGUCAAGUACAUACCGCCUGCCGCGGGGCAGCUCACCGUCAAAGUCCUCUUCACUGACAAGGAAGUUCCGCACAGUCCUUUCCUGGUAAAUGUAGACCCCUCCCACGACGCGGGAAAAGUCAAAGCCGAGGGUCCCGGAUUGGCCCCCACGGGAGUGGAGAGCGGAAUACCGACUCACUUCACGGUCCUUACCAAAGGAGCGGGGAAGGCGCCACUGGAUGUUACAUUCUCAUCUCCUGUCAAAAAUUUCGACAUCAUCGACAACUACGAUUAUUCGCACACCAUCAAGUACACGCCGGUCAUCCCGGGCCCAAUCAGCAUCGCGGUGACGUUCGGCGACGAUCCUAUUGCAAAGAGCCCUUUCACAGUGGCUGUGGCCGAACCCCUCAACCUCAAUAAAGUGGGCGUGGACAACUUGGAUGGACGUGUGGAGGUGGGACAAGAGCAACUCUUCGUGAUUGACACUAAGGGAGCGGGUGGCCAAGGACGCCUGGAGGUUGAGGUGCUGAGUCCCACCCAGCGUUCAGUGCCGUGCAAUAUGGAGACACAACCUGGAAAAGCCCAGGUGCGCUACACUCCCACGGAAGAGGGGGUCUACACUGUCAACGUGUCCUACGAUGGAUACCCCAUCCCUGGAAGCCCCUUUCCCGUGGAGGGCCUGCUGCCGCCGGAUCCCAGCAAGGUGAAGGCUCACGGUCCGGGUCUGGAGGGAGGUUUGGUGGGGCAGCAAGCCGAGUUCACCAUCGACACCAAAGGGGCCGGCACGGGCGGUUUGGGUCUGACGGUGGAGGGACCCACCGAGGCCAAGAUCGAAUGCUCGGAUAACGGGGACGGCACUUGUUCCGUGUCCUACCUGCCCACGGAACCCGGAGAGUACCUGGUUAACAUUCAGUUCGAGGAAGUACACAUCCCGGGCUCGCCAUUCCGAGCCGACAUUCACAUGCCUUUGGAUCCUAGCAAGGUGGUGGCAACUGGGGCGGGCUUGACCAAGGCCAAGGUAGGGGAAGCGAGCGUGCUCGAUGUGAACUGUUCUCGCGCUGGACAAGGUCAGCUCACUCUGGAGGCCAUUCCAGACCCGUCUUCUGCAUCUGCACCUGCAGGUGUGAAAGCAAAGACGGACGUGGUGGACAACAAAGACGGCACGUACACGAUCACCUACGUUCCCCUGACGCCGGGUACGUACACGCUGAUGCUUAAGUACGGAGGCAAGACCGUCCCUGGUUUCCCCGCCAAGGUGACGGCAGUCCCGGCCGUUGACGUCUCCAAAAUCAAAGUGUCCGGACAAGGCGUGAACAGACAAGGCGUUUUUAGAGAAGCCACCACUUCGUUCGUAGUGGACGCUCGUCCCUUAGGCCGGCAGGGUGGAAACCGCGUGGACGCGGAAGUCAGGAACCCCUCCGGGGAGUUGACGGACUGCCUGGUCAAGGACCAGAAGGACGGGACCUACAACGUUGAAUACACGCCUUACGAGAACGGCGAGCACAGCGUUCAGGUUCUCUACGAAGACACGCCGGUUCUGAAAAGCCCGGCCAGGGUUUUCGUGUCCGACGGCUGCGACCCCAGCAGGGUGGUGGCCACGGGGCCAGGGCUGCAGAAGGGCCUGACCCUUAAGACCAACUCCUUUGACAUAAUUACCAGGGGGGCGGGCACCGGCGGCCUGGGCAUCACGGUGGAGGGUCCGUCCGAGUCCAAGAUGGCGUGCAAAGACAACAAAGACGGCAGCUGCAGCGUGGACUACGUUCCCUUCACGCCGGGAGUCUACGACAUCAACAUAAUCUACGGAGGGGAGCACAUUGCCGGAAGUCCUUUCAAGGUCCCUGUAGAGGACGUUAUUGACCCCAGUAUGGUGAAAGUGUCCGGCCCGGGUCUGUCCACGGGCGUCCGGGCUCACAUCCCGCAAGUGUUCACGGUGGACUGCGCUAAGGCGGGCUCGGCACCGCUGGCCGUCACCGUCAAGGGCCCCAAAGGAUUGUCGGAACACGUGGACGUGUCGGACAAUGGCGAUGGCACCCACACAGUUACCUACACGCCCUCCGUGGAGGGACUCCACUCCGUUGCCGUACAGUACGGACAACAGGACAUCCCUAAAAGCCCGUUCCACGUUCGGGUACUCCCUACUCACGAUGCCAGUAAAGUACGAGCAAGCGGACCUGGACUGACCAGAGAGGUUCUGGCUAGCUUCCCCGUGGAAUUCAACAUUGAUGCAAAGCAAGCGGGACAGGGACAACUGAGCGUGCUCAUCACAGACCAGGACGGCAAACCCAAGCUGCCCACCAUCCAGGACAACGGCGACGACACGUACAAGGUGUCUUACAUACCCGACCGCGCCGGCCGCUACACUAUCGUCAUCAAGUACGGUGGCGACGACAUCCUGGACUCGCCUUACCGAGUCCAGGCCACGGCGACGGGAGACGCUAGCAAGUGCAUGACAACUGGGCCCAAAGUUGGUGCCGGAGGGGGCCCUGACCAGGAGCUGUUCCUCCCGGUUAACGCCAAGAGUGCGGGCAAAGGCAAGGUGAACUGCGUGGUGGUGCAGCCCAACGGCAGCGAGGUGGACGCCGAGGUGACCGACAACGACGACGGAACCUUCGACGUUUUCUGCACCCUCCCGGAGCCUGGCGAUUACGUGGUUUUCGUCCGUUUCGGGGGCGAGAACAUUCCCGGAAGUCCCUUCAAGGUUACGGUACGAAGAGAGGCUUUUACGCUUUAUAUAGCGCACGCCAGCGUCAACGGUAGCGGCUUCAGACCCUUCCACAUGCUCAUACCGUUUUCCUUCAAGAGGGGGCAAGUCACAGGCGACGUUCUGAUGCCUUCAGGGAAGUCUGCUCAACCGCUGAUCACGGACAACCUGGACGGGACGGUGACAGUCCAGUACUCCCCAACUGAGGCUGGCCUGCACGAGAUGCACAUUAAAUACAACGGGGCACACAUUCCUGAGUCGCCUCUCCAGUUCUACGUGAACCGCUCCGCUAGCCCCAGCGUGACGGCUUACGGUGCGGGUCUCAGCUACGGCGUAGCCAACAAGACGGCGGCCUUCACUGUCAACACGGAGGACGCGGUUGAAGGUGGCCUGGACUUAGCCAUCGAGGGUCCAUCCAAAGCGGAGAUCAGCUGCGUGGACAACAAGGACGGCACGUGUAGCGUCAGCUACCUCCCCACACUGCCGGGAGAUUACAACAUCCUGGUCAAGUACAAUGACAAGCACAUCGCCGGCAGCCCCUUCACCGCGAGGAUCACUGAGGACAAACAACGUCGUUCUCAGGUGAAACUGGGCUCGGCGGCCGACUUCUUCCUGAACAUCAACGAGACGGACCUGAGUCUCCUGCACGCCAGCAUCGCGGCGCCGUCCGGCCGCGAGGAGCCCUGCCUACUCAAGAGGAUGUCCAACAACCACGUGGGCGUCUCCUUCAUCCCCCGCGAGGUCGGCGAGCACUGGGUCAGCAUCACCAAGAACGAACGCCACGUGGCCAACAGCCCCAUCGCCAUCACCAUCAUCCAGUCCGAGAUCGGCGACGCCACCCGCGUCAGGGCGCACGGUGACGGCUUGGUGCGGGGGACCACUUUUUCCGAAGCCAGCUUCGUGGUGGAUACGCGCGAGGCCGGUUACGGCGGGCUGGCGCUGGCUGUGGAAGGUCCCAGUAAGGUGGACAUCCAAACGGAGGACGUGGAGGACGGGACCUGCCGCGUCGCGUACUGUCCCACCGAGCCCGGAAAUUACAUCGUCUCUAUUCGAUUCUCGGAAAAGCACAUCACAGGAAGUCCAUUCACGGUGCAGGUGACGGGAGAGGGCCGCAUCCGGGAGAGCAUCACGCGCAAACAGAGGGCGGCGCCUGUCGCGGGCGUCGGCAGCCUGUGCGACCUCAGCCUCAAGAUACCAGCCCUGGACAUGCGCGACGUCACGGCCGAGGUCACGUGUCCGUCGGGCGCAACUCAAUCCGCCCAACUGGUGGCCGCGGGCGACGACACCUACUGCGUGCAGUUCGUGCCCACCGAGGUGGGCGUGCACAGGGUGAGCGUCAGGUACCGCGGCGCCCACGUGCCGGGAAGUCCCUUCCAGUUUACCGUGGGACCGCUGGGUGAGGGCGGCGCCGCCAAGGUCAAAGCCGGAGGCCCCGGAUUGGAGAGAGCGCUGGUCGGAGAACCGGCCGAGUUCAGUAUCUGGACCAGAGAGGCCGGCGCCGGGGGUCUGUCCGUGGCGGUGGAGGGUCCCAGCAGGGCCGAGAUCUCCUUUGACGACCGCAAAGACGGAUCCUGCGGCGUCUCUUACGUUGCGCAAGAGCCUGGCGACUACGAGAUCGCCGUCAAAUUCAACGACCAGCACAUCCCGGAUAGCCCUUACUUGGUCCCCGUGGCGUUCCGCAGCAACAAUGCCCAUUGCCUAAACAUCACCGGACUUCAAAAGUCUGGUCUGAAAGUGAAUCAGCCCACGUCCUUCACCAUAUCGAUGGAAGGAGCCCCGGGGAAACCGGAGGCCAAGGUCACCGGCCCCUUUGGUGUUGAAGAGGAAUGCACCGUCACACACAUGGAAAAAGACAAGUACUCGAUCCGCUUCGUCCCCCGGGAGCGCGGACUCCACACGGUGGACGUCAAGGCGGGCCCUCACGGCCGUACCGCUUCCUUCACCGUUAAUGUGGGGGCGCUGGAGCACGCCGCGGGAGAAGGCGGGCAGGUCUCCGUAUACGGCGCUGGACUGGAGAGAGGCACCACAGGCGUCCAGUCUGAAUUCUUCAUCACCAACGUGUCGUCGGGCCGCGUGGCAGUAACGGUGGAGGGUCCGUCCAAGGUCCAGAUGGAGUGCCUGGAGGUGGAGGAGGGCUACAAGGUGCUCUACACGCCCAUGGCGCCUGGGAGCUACGUGGUCUCCAUCAAGUACGGCGGCCCGCAUCAUAUCGCCGGCAGCCCCUUCGUGGCCAAAGUGACCGACGGCCGUUUGACGCGGCCUCGUCUUUCAGGUUCCCCUCUGGUCAACGUGACGGACGGCAGCGUGUCAUCCACGCUGACGCUGGGAGCGGCACGAGAGAUGUCGGACGCCAGUAAGGUGCUUAGUCGGGGAGCGGGACUCAGCAAGGCUUACGUGGGCCAAAAGAGCAGCUUCUCAGUGGAUUGCAGUAAAGCAGGCAAAAACAUGCUGGUGGUGGGCGUGCACGGUCCACAGGUUCCCUGCGAGGAGGUCUUGAUCAAGCACCUGGGUGAUCUCCACUACAAUGUUAGCUACGUGCUCCGCGAGCGCGGCGACUACGUUCUGGUGGUCAAGUGGGGCGACGACCACAUCCCCGGCUCGCCCUUCCACGUCACCGUUCCCUGA